Capronia epimyces CBS 606.96 is the source of this 366-nucleotide messenger RNA. Its product is annotated as 40S ribosomal protein S12. The record is from RefSeq and is a predicted model, not a curated record. Bases 1 to 366 code for a protein of 121 amino acids. Gene Ontology annotation, cellular component: ribosome; cytosolic small ribosomal subunit. The transcript has 2 exons. Gene Ontology annotation, biological process: translation. Gene Ontology annotation, molecular function: structural constituent of ribosome. NCBI's taxonomy places the organism in Eukaryota, Fungi, Ascomycota, Eurotiomycetes, Chaetothyriales, Herpotrichiellaceae.
AUGUCUGUGCUUGACGCUUUGAAAGGUGUCCUCAAAAUCGCCCUGAUCCACGACGGUCUGGCCCGUGGCUUGCGCGAAGCCUCCAAGGCCCUCGACCGGCGCCAGGCGCACAUGUGCGUGCUCAACGAAGCGUGCGAGGAGGAGGCGUACAAGAAGCUCGUCAUCGCCCUGUGCUCGGAACACAAGAUCCCGCUGAUCAAGGUCCCCGACGGCAAGCUGUUGGGCGAAUGGGCCGGUCUGUGUGUCCUGGACCGCGAGGGCAAUGCCCGCAAGGUCGUCAACUGCUCCUGUGUCGUCGUCAAGGACUGGGGUGAGGAGAGCCAGGAGCGCAACGUCCUGUUGAACUACUUCCAGACUGAGCAGUAG